Molecule: messenger RNA, 1817 nt
Organism: Cladocopium goreaui
Lineage: Eukaryota; Dinophyceae; Suessiales; Symbiodiniaceae
Source: the annotation of a GenBank genome assembly
GUUUCCUUUCGCAAUGACCGAAAGGAUUCGCAGUCUUUGCCGGGAUGGAUUCGGGCGCACGGCGCUUGCAAAGAGAUCUCAAGCAGAUCCAAGAAGAUGGAGCGUCAAAGAUUUUUGCAACAGCCCGCGGUGAUGAUCUCUCUGUUUUGGAUGCCCUGGUGUUGGGGCCUGCAGACACCCCAUAUGAUGGCGCCUUGCUCCACUUCCAGCUCAACAUCCUUCCAACGUAUCCCAUGAAUCCCCCAGAGGUGCGGUUUCUCACCACAGACUCGGGAACUCUGCGUUUGCAUCCUCAACUCUAUGCAGAUGGCAAGGUAUGUCUUAGUAUAUUGGGCACUUGGCACGGCCCGCGUUGGACGCCCAGCAGCUCAAUCCACACUAUCUUACUGUCCAUCCAGUCCCUCCUUUGCGAGGACCCUUUGCGUUGCGAGCCUGGCAUGGAAACAGCCACAGAUGAGAAAGUGGAGUUGGCCAACGUCUUUGUCGUUCACGAGUGCGUCCGAGUUGGCAUUCUUGGCAUGCUGGAGAACGGGCCAUCCUGGGAUGACGAAGGUGAUGAGAGCAUCCUCACAGCUGCUGCUAGAGCCUAUUUACCAUCGCGUGCUGGGACUCUCUUGUGGCGGUUGAGCAAUCUUGCUACCCGCUUUGAUGGUCAGGUGAUGCGUGAGCCUUUUGUCUUCGGUGCUGAGACAAGGUCCAGGCGAUAUGACUUCAGCGGCCUGGCAAGACGUCUUCAAGUGUUCUUUCCCACUGUGUCUGUGCCUCCACAGGAACCACAGAAAACACAGGAGCCAGAUUGCCACGAGGUGGCACCUGAAGGUUCUGAGCUCCCACGUACAGAGGAUGCAGAACUUUGCUGUCGGAUUUGCCAUCUGACUGCAGAAGAGAGCGACUCCGCUCUUAUCGAGCCGUGCCAAUGUGCCGGCAGCAUUCGCUGUGCUCACUCGAGCUGUCUCAUUGACUGGCUGAAGCACACUGGUGCUAUUACACAGAGCGAGUGGCGCUGCGAUCUGUGCUUGGCUGCUUUCCGAGUACAGUCUAUGCCGGGCAAACCUCCGGGGCGAAGGCUACUCCAUCGCUCGUUGCUGGAGUUUGUUGACUUUCAAAUCUCUUCAGAGUGUUCAGGUUUGGUGACGGUGUUGUUGACAUCCAUUCUGCAGACCUUGCUGAUGUGCGUCGGUUCUGGUGUUGCCAACAUUCUGUACCUUGUGGCCAAUAUUGUGCUCUCGCCUGUGGUCACUGCCAUUUACAACAUCCUAAAGUGGCCACUGGCAUUGCCUGCCAUUCUGCUGGACUUCGUCUUACACAGCAUGUACGCGAUCUUGGUUGGGGUGAAGGUGGCGAUGUUGAUUUCAGGUUGGAAGUCCAGGCCAACCGUGUGGUUUGACGCCCAAGAGCAGGUGCUGAUUUGGGCCGCAGAGAUGCUGACCUUGUUUUGCAACAUCCGCCUCACAGGUUUGCUGGCAUUGGUUUGCUACUUCACCGCAGAUCACCUGUGCAGGACUUGCCUUGGUGUGAACGCUCUUUGGGUGAUUGAAUGGCCAAUCCUGGGACGCAAGCCAGAGAUUAUGUCUUUCACCAGCUUCACCAUGAGAGCAAACUGUCCUGCAGAGCUUGUCAGGAACGCAGUGAGCAAUUCUUUCAUCUACCAACUCAUCGGUUUGUCGUCUUCGCUCGUCAAUUUGAUCGCCAUUUUACUGCUGAUAAAGGCAGCUUUCCUGGACGCAAGAUCAGUGCCAGUUGCCAUCUUGCCUGCCGAAGGUAAGCUGAAAAAGCAUUGAAGGUUUGGGCAUUGAACCUGUACAGCAAGACUGUAU